AUGCAAAUGCAGCAGUACAAGGCCCCCGAUCUUCUGCUCGCCCUUUUGGGCCCCAUCCUGAUGGCUGUUGGCCAGGCUGCUAUGGAGAGCCAAGAACUGUAUGAACUUGAGAAAGAGCCAGCUUACUGGGAUGCUCAGGCGAGGGCAACACUGGAUGCUGCGCUGAAACUCCAUCCUCGAAAGUACCGGGCUAAGAACAUCAUCCUGUUUCUUGGUGAUGGGAUGGGCGUGUCCACGGUGUCAGCAGCUCGAAUCCUGCGAGGCCAGAUGGAGGGCGGAUCAGGGGAGGAGGCAAUGUUGGCUAUGGACACCUUCCCAUUUGUGGCUCUGUCUAAGACCUACAGUGUGGAUAAGCAGGUAGCAGACAGCGCCAGCACAGCUACAGCUUAUCACUGUGGGGUGAAAGCCAACUCUAAGACAGUAGGACUCAAUGCUAAUGCAGUGGCCUACGAGUGUAACACCACCUUUGGUAACGAAGUCUACUCGGUACUACGACGUGCAAAGGCACAAGGUAAAUCAGUGGGUAUAGUUACCACCACGCGUGUCCAGCAUGCCUCCCCAGCUGCUGCCUAUGCCCACUCUGCCAGCCGCAGUUGGUACAGUGAUGCAGAUCUUCCCCCCAGUGCCCGCCAGCAGGGCUGUGUUGACAUUGCCACCCAACUGGUCACCAAUGUUGACAUUGAUGUGAUUCUGGGGGGAGGGAGGGUGUACAUGACACCAAAAGGCACACCAGACCCCGAGUACCCUACCUCUAACUCUCGCAAGGGGGACCGCAAAGAUAAGAGGAACCUCAUUGAUGUGUGGCUGAAGGCUAAGCCAAACAAGAAGUCACACUAUGUUUGGCACAGGAAGGAGUUUGAUGAAAUUAAUGCAAAAACUACAGACCGCCUCAUGGGUCUGUUUGAGCCAAAGGACAUGAGAUUUGAGGUUUUCCGGAACAGUACACGAGACCCAUCCAUUGUGGAGAUGACUGAGAAGGCCAUACAAAUCCUCAGCAAGAACCCCAGAGGAUACUUCCUGUUUGUGGAAGAUGAAGGCAGAAUUGAUCAUGGUCACCAUGAUGGCAUUGCCAAACUGGCCCUGACAGAAGCUGUGAUGUUCGACCGAGCCAUUCAGCGUGCUGCUGAGCUAACCAGAGAAUUCGACACACUGACUGUGGUUACUGCUGACCACUCGCAUGUCUUCACAUUUGGCGGUAACACACCUCGAGGAAACCCCAUCUUUGGUCUGGCACCAAAGAAAGCUGAGGACAAAUUGCCUUUCACCAGCAUCCUGUAUGCCAAUGGCCCCGGUUAUGUUCAUAUAAAUGGAACCAGAGGGAACAUCACAAUGGUAGAUUACUAUGAUGAAGAGUACAUGCAGCAGGCUGCUGUCCCUCUUGAUGCUGAGACACAUGGUGGAGAAGAUGUGGCCAUCUAUGCCAAAGGCCCAAUGGCUCACCUGUUCCAUGGAGUGAAAGAGCAGAACUAUGUGGCUCAUGUCAUGGCCUAUGCUGCCUGUUUGGAGCCUUACAUAAAUUGUCCUCCUCUCCCCUACAACCAGACCUCAACUGGGAUUGUGAAAACACCAUCAAGCUUCCUGUUUGGCCUUCUUGGCCUCUUCUGGUUCUUCAGAUGACCCCCAAACACACAUCACCACAUGCAUUCAAACAAGUACAGUGUAUGCAUGCAGCAAUACAGAAGCUUAAAGCUACAGUGUGUAACAUUUUUCA
Molecule: messenger RNA, 1711 nt
Organism: Monopterus albus (swamp eel)
Lineage: Eukaryota; Metazoa; Chordata; Actinopteri; Synbranchiformes; Synbranchidae
Product: alkaline phosphatase-like
Exons: 11
Coding region: 1-1617 (538 amino acids)
Biological process (GO): dephosphorylation
Cellular component (GO): plasma membrane
Molecular function (GO): alkaline phosphatase activity
Source: RefSeq, a predicted model, not a curated record